This is a messenger RNA of Penaeus indicus, 2201 nucleotides long. RefSeq lists its product as uncharacterized. The coding region runs from base 107 to 1153 and encodes 348 amino acids. The record is from RefSeq and is a predicted model, not a curated record. The transcript has 5 exons. NCBI's taxonomy places the organism in Eukaryota, Metazoa, Arthropoda, Malacostraca, Decapoda, Penaeidae.
UAAGGCACUCCAUCUUUCGUCACUUCUCUCGCCACUUCCUUGCUUUAUUCGAGUUUCUCUUCUUCAUUCGUUUCACAGGCACGUCCAAGGCUGCCUCUCAGGGCCGAUGUCGCGCCGGUGUCUCCUGAGCCUCCUCGCCCUUCACGUCGCCGCAGCCUGCCAGGAAGUCAACUUGACGUGCAAGACGCCUUUGCCGACUUCUGAAGGCGCUGACGGCGUGGAGGCGUUGGUGGGCGUCCGGCCGCAGGAGGGCGACUGGGGCGCGCUGUUCGAGGUGGAGCGAGAAGACCGGGUCGUGGCCAAGAUCAGCCUCUCGCUCAAGGAAAGCAAAACGGGAAGUGAAACUGCUUACAACGACCGUUUAGCAAUCCAGUGUGGAAAUGAAACUCCUCUAGUAUUUGAUUCUCCCUGGCCGACAGCCUGGCUCUCCGGUGAAGCCAAGUGCCUCCUGUUCAGGGUAUCCGAUUCUCUCAUCGACGUUUUGCAAAAGAAAGGCUCUUCAGAAAUACAUAUCGGAUCAGGGAUAUGCAAAAUAAAUCUGUCUAACGUCUCUUUCUCGGCCUCCAACCUCCCCCAUCUACCCGCGCCGACGCUGAGUCUUGGCUGCGCUGACGGAGAACUAAAGAAUAGUACCGAAGCAGAGUCAGGAAAGGAAACAACAAAAAGCGGCCCCGCCCUCAUCGCCGGCCUGUGCGUGCUGCUGCCCAUCGCCGCGGCCAUCGCCACCUACGCAGCGUGGUUCUGCAGCAGGAGGUGCGGGAGGAGGUCUCACGGAGUCCUGGCAGUGAGGCUUUCGGCGCUCCUGGCGGAUGAGGAGGCCCUGCGGAACUCUCCCGACGAAGGCCCGAGCGUGAGGCAGCGCCCCCCCAUGCCAUCCCCCCGGACGGUCUUCCUCGAGCGGCGCCAGCUGCGUCUCUCGUCCUCCACCUCGACGUCGUCCUCGGUGCUUCCUCUCCUGUCUUCGUCUCCGCACUUGUGUUUCGACUCGCUCUCCCUGUCGUUCGCUGCCGACCUCCCCACCGUCGAGGACCACUCCCUGGCCGCCCACUGCGCGCAGAAGGGCCAGGAGAUAGUCACCCUGAGGCGCCGUCCGAGCAACGAGGAGGUCCACACCUACGAGAGAAUCACGUUCAUGGAUGAAUCUCUUUACUAGCGGCUCAAGACGCGGAAGGGGUAUAGCAGCAUCUCGAGUCCAUGAUCCUCCCGGUGGCAAUUGCAAACGCAAAGAUUAAACAAAGAAAUCGUUCAAAAACCUUGCAUACAACAUCGGCGAAAAAAACACAAAAAGAAAAACACAUCCAAGUCCUUUUGAUUAAGAACUAGCGCUCGACCAUGAUUUAGGAGUCGGGGUCUCGUAGCACAUCUUCAGCAGGCGAGGAAAUUCUUCAUGAUUUAUGGGCUGAUAACUGUGGCUCUGGGUCCGGCGUUGAGGAGAUAUUGCGGGAAAAGUAAGUGUAAAAUAUCUUCGAAAUAUGAGAGUAAAAAUAAUCACACAUGAAACAACAUCCCUGAUUAUUAAUGCACUAGCUGUUUAGAUGAAGUACAGAGGUGUGCUUCAGUCCGUAGCAAAGGGAGAGAACAAAUAUAUAAUUUCUUCACAGAGAUGGCCUGGAAGUAAAAGAGCCGUGAGAUACAAAAUAAUGCACAUAACGAGUUCAUAUUUUCUUCAACUUGAGUGAAAUAUCAGUUCGAUUAUUUUUACUGCUACAUCUACUUUGGCUGAUCCCUUACAGCAGCCGAGAGCGCUACCGCCAUUGGCGUGACAUCGUAUGGCAUUUGCUUCUUUCUAAAAGGUGUAAAUAAUUACUUGAUUUCAUGAAAUUAUGUAUCUAUAUCUCUUAGUUCCUAUUAAUAGUUAACUGAAUUUAGAUUAAUAAUUAGCAGAGGAAAAAGAAAAAUGAAGUGAGCCCUUAUGACGCCUUUUCCCGUUUAAGCAACACUGAUUGCAAUAUUCAUGAAUCUUACUGUACGUAAUAGAAACCUCAUCAAGCCUUUGUAAGAAAUCUUCAGUCCAACAUGGUAUAUGACCGCUUGAUAUUUUGAGAAAUGUCACUUGCAUGCACGACAGUCAGUGCUGCCUUGUUCCCUAUUGGAAGAAUAAUAUUAUGAUUACCUAUUAGUUAUGGUAAAUAUUUUAGGACUUAAAGACUACGCUUUGGACGUUUCAGCAGUUUCACAAAUUAGAUUGUCGUAGACCAGGU